UCCUGGAUCCCCAGGGGAGAGAGGAGCCAGUGGAGCAAAGAAUCUCUAACAGAAGAGGUGAUGGUGAAAGCAAAGAAAACCUAGGACCCAGUGGCAGGACUGGAAGAAAUGAUGCAGAAGAUCCUUCUUUUCCAGGAGCUGCAGCCAGAGUUUUGGAGAAAUGCAUCUGCCUGGAGAACCCAUACCUGUCUGAUAAAAUACUUAAGACGGAACCAACAAUAACCCUAGAGUUUGUUGUUGUGAUGUCAAAAAAAUUCAAGUUUCCUAAAGAGUCAUCCAAGAUCUGUGUUGCUUUUUACAAGAAACCUGGACAAUACCAGGAAUUUGCUGUUCUAAAAGAAAGAAAAAAGUAUUUACAGGGUCAAGCAACAAUCCCCAUUUCCCAUGUACAGGGAGAAACAAUUUUUUAUAAAUAUGCUAUCUUAAAAAGUAUGCUCUCAACUGACCAUGAAAGAUCAUGUGAUUUAGAGUAUAUUUGUGGAAUGGACUCCAAGAAUACAGGUCAGCUACAUCGAGUCUUGAACAUUCCCAAGGAAGAGAUCAAAGCAAGUGGAACAUGGACUAUUUUUGAAAACAUGAAGUGCUAUUUUAAUGAAAAAAAAACAAAUAUCCUUGAAUUGUUCAAAUUGCAGUCUCCAAAAAAAAUGCCCCAAAACACAGUCAACUGUGGUAUCAUAGAAUACCUCACAGAUGAAUUCUCCAAGACUAUCAAGCUCAAGAAGAGCUUUAACAAUUUAGAAAGGAAACUGAAGAUCUACACGGAGAGCUUCAAAAUUUAUCUUGGGGAUGCUGCAAAUGGCAAAACCUAUUCUCCAACUGAUCUUGAAGAUCACCAAUUAAAAACUAACAUGAUAAAGUUCAUGGACAAGAUCGUUGGACACCUGGAGACAGAGGAGCAGAAAGAUAAUGGGCUGCUUUUUGCCUUACACACCUCAUUUUGUUAUAACAUUCAACUAAGCAAAGAGGUAAUCGUCAAGGCUGAAAAACUCUUCCAGGACAUUGGCCCAUUUCAAGACAAAUUCCAGCAUCUGAGAGGAAGGAGCGAUUACAUUUCAGCUCUGAAGAAAAUCUGCUUAGAUAAUGAAGAUGACGUCUUGUGCAUUUGGCUGAUUCCAUUACUGUAUGCAAUUACAGAGAAGAUGGAGGGUCCUUUUUCAAUACAAACCGUUCCUUCACAACGCUUGUUGCAGCUGAGAGAUGAUGAAAAGAAACAGAAGAAAGUCCUGGAGAUGAUAAAGAUUCACAAGUCAUUCAUUGAAAGCUGCUCUCCAUUGGCAAAGACGGUCCUGGAGAUGCUGGCCCUGAAGAAUUUCACCACAGAGUCCCUGCUCCAAAUCAAGCUUCCACCUGUGGUCCUCCUGGACACUGUGUACAAUCGCAUCAUAAAAAUCGCCCUUGAACCAGCCCAAGUGCAUGUAAGGUGAUCAAACAACACACACAGUAAUAGAUCAACUUAUUGUUAGUGUUUUUUCUUUAGGUCAUGAAAAGUUCAGCAAUUUUAUACAGGUAAGCCAGAGUCUUCCUGGUUCCUGAAGAAAUUUUCAACAAAUCCAAAGAGGCUGAAUCCUAGGAACCUGGAGUGAGAGCUCAAUACCCAUCUUUUGAGAGAAGUGGCAAAAGAGAAAGAGCAAAGGAAUCUCUUUUUUUUUUUUUUUGUGGCCUGGUUGGAAAAUUGCUAACAAAUGCUGUAUCAAAUGAAUUUUAAUCAGAAUAUUUGAGCAUCCUGUCCUCAAAUGCAGUAGCCAAAAUGAACACUGUGGGGAUCAAA
Molecule: messenger RNA, 1768 nt
Organism: Pezoporus flaviventris
Lineage: Eukaryota; Metazoa; Chordata; Aves; Psittaciformes; Psittacidae
Exons: 9
Coding region: 243-1424 (393 amino acids)
Source: RefSeq, a predicted model, not a curated record